UUACAGAAUUGCCAGAAAAUCAUAAGACUACGCUCGCUUAGUGCUAAAACAGAUCCCGCGGCCUUAGCACGCGAAGUUGUGGAUAAAUGCGAUUUGAUACAUAAAUCCCAGCUGGCCGAUGUAGAGCAGAUAAUCUUUUAUUUGAAAAAUCGCAAAGACAAUGCCGGAGGUGAUACCCAUGACAGCAAUAGGGGACCACGUUCGGCAAUAGCAUCACAUCGCAGCACCGUUCGACCGCAUACCACAAUGAGCACCAGUAUGUCCUCGUCAACACAUUCAAAGUCGUCCGAUUCAUCGGAUGUAUCCAUUAAUCACAUCGACGAAUAUGUUGAACUGCUCUAUGAGGAUUUAAGUGAACGUAUACGGGGAUCGGCAAUGAUACUGCAGGUGGCCCGGAAUCCAGACAAUUUGGAAGAGCUGGAGAAGAAUGAGGCUUGUCUGAGUGCAUUGUCACGCGUAUUGCGUGAAGAUUGGCGCAAAAGUUUAGAUUUAUCGACAAAUAUUAUUUAUAUAUUCUUUUGCUUCUCAACCUAUACGAAAUUUCAUCCUGUCAUUGUCCAAUAUAAGAUCGGUUCAUUAUGCAUGGAUGUAAUGGAUUAUGAAUUGCGCCGUUACGAAAGUAUGCGUAACGAAUUGGAUAUACGUAAAAAUCCCGGAGGUUCGGCGCCUUUGUCUGCCAAAGCCAGUAAAGAGAAGUUGAAUAAUAGUACGGAUGAUUUUCUCGAUCUCAUGAAUGAAGAAAAACCAAAAGAGAUGGAACCACCCCGACGCCGUAUACCCGAACUGAAACAACGACCCAAAUCGGGUAAUUGGUCCAGUUUUCACAGCUCUAUGUCAUCGUCAUUGAUAAAAAGUCAAAUUUUAAAUAGCAGCUAUCAUGAGGCUCUUUCGGCGGGAGCCCAAACUCCGGACUCAGGUAUCUCCACAAAUGGUGACAUGAAAGCGACCAGUAAUGAGGCUCUCGAUCGCAAUGAUCCCAAAGCAAAAAAGGAAGAAAUCGAGCGUCUCAACAAGCAGUUGAAAUUAUUUGCCAAAAAGCAAGAACAGCUACUGAGGGUGGCGUUCUAUCUGCUGCUGAAUAUGGCCGAAAAUGUAAAGCUCGAAGAGAAAAUGCGUCGUAAAAAUAUUGUCAAAAUGUUGGUCAAAGCUUUGGAUCGACAAAACAUUGAUCUCCUGAUGUUGGUCACGACAUUCCUGAAGAAAUUGUCGAUUGUCGGCGAUAACAAAGAUGAUAUGAGCGAAUUAAAUAUUGUGUCAAAAUUACCGCGGCUCUUCCAAAGUGGUCAUACCGAUUUGGUACAGGUUACCCUGAAGCUGGUGUUCAAUUUAUCCUUUGACGGCCAGCUGAGGAGGAAAAUGAUUGUGGCCGGAUACUUGCCCAUGUUGGUGAUGUUUAUCAAUGAUGAAAAACAUCACAGUAUUGCGGUGAAGAUACUCUAUCACAUGAGUUUGGAUGAUAAGGUCAAGGCCAUGUUUACCCACACCGAAUGUGUCCAAAUGGCCACAGAUGCCAUAAUUUUAAAUCUCAACUCCAAAGUGGAUUUGGACCUCAUUGCCCUAUGCAUAAAUCUCUCUUUGAAUCGUCGCAAUGCCCAAAUUAUGGUGGAGGGUAAUCGCCUACACAGUCUCAUGGAUCGAGCCUUUAAAUACCAGGAUGCAUUACUAAUGAAGCUACUGCGCAAUUUGUCACAACAUGAAUCUCUGCAACCUCUAUUCAUCGACUAUGUUGGCGAUUUGGCUCGAGUCCUCACAAUCUGUGAAGAUGAAGUAUUCCUCGUCGAAUGUUUGGGCAUCUUGGGUAAUCUCUCUCUACCCGAUUUGGAUUAUUCACAAAUUCUACAAAAUUUCCAAUUAAUACCAUGGAUACGAAAUAUUCUAGUACCCGGUGCAAAGUUAGAUGAUUUGGUAUUGGACACGAUUGUCUAUUUGGGUACAUGUGCCCAUGAUGAGCUGUGCGCUUUGCUGUUCUGUCGAGCCAAUGUUGUCCUUUCGCUCAUUGAACUGCUAAAAGCCAAACAGGAAGAUGAUGAAAUCGUAUUGCAGAUCAUAUUCGUAUUCCAACAAAUUCUACGACAUGAAAGUACCCGCGAAUAUAUGAUCAAGGAAACCGAAUCACCAGCUUAUCUUAUCGAUUUGAUGCAUGAUAAAAAUGCGGAAAUUCGUAAAAUAUGCGAUUACUGUUUAGACAUCAUUGCCAUCAGUGACAACGAGUGGGCUAAACGCAUUAAGUUGGAGAAAUUCCGUAACCACAAUUCCCAAUGGUUAUGCAUGGUCGAGUCACAACAACACGAAGACAAUAAUGAAGACUACCAGGAUGAAGAGGAGGAGGAACACGAUUUGGAUAAUUAUCUACGUGGUGAAUAUUUAGAUAAUUGCGAUCUCUAUAAUAGCAACAAUACGCAAAAGGAAUCGGAGGAUGCCGAAAUGGAGAGUAAUAAUAAUAGCAAUAAUCCAGCUAGUCCCGCCAAUUCGAGUUAUAGUCGUCCGGUUAGUAGUUUCCGACGCAGCCAGGAUUUGGAUGACAUCUACAACAUGUCAUUGAGCACCAAAUCUCAAGGUUCCAGCCAGGGCGACUCAACCAGCAAUUAUAUGUUUAAAUCAAAUAAAUCCUUAGAUUCGGAGGGUUUACAUGAAGAGCUUUUACUGGCUUAA
This is a messenger RNA of Musca vetustissima, 2652 nucleotides long. It is a transcript of the gene Kap3, whose product is annotated as kinesin-associated protein 3. NCBI's taxonomy places the organism in Eukaryota, Metazoa, Arthropoda, Insecta, Diptera, Muscidae. Gene Ontology annotation, cellular component: kinesin II complex; axoneme; ciliary transition zone. Gene Ontology annotation, molecular function: kinesin binding. The record is from RefSeq and is a predicted model, not a curated record. Gene Ontology annotation, biological process: microtubule-based movement; cilium organization. The annotation marks the transcript as partial. The transcript has 8 exons.